Sporisorium graminicola is the source of this 1221-nucleotide messenger RNA. RefSeq lists its product as uncharacterized. The transcript has a single exon. Lineage: Eukaryota; Fungi; Basidiomycota; Ustilaginomycetes; Ustilaginales; Ustilaginaceae. The record is from RefSeq and is a predicted model, not a curated record. The coding region runs from base 1 to 1221 and encodes 406 amino acids.
AUGAUUCUCCCCGGCAGAGUCAUUCUGCUCGUCAGCCUGAUGGCGCUGCUCCUCGUCUCCGGUGUGAUGGCAGGCAACGGCCUACAUGCUCUACGCUACGUCAAGCGGCAUGAGGACGACAGCAGACGGCCACCAGUCGAGUUCGCUGCUCCUCGCGAUGCCGACCCCGUCCUGGUCGAGAGUCAGUACAAUCAGUUUGCCGCCGCGCCGGCUCAGCUUGGAGACUCGAAGAAGCACAGCGAGGCCAAGAUGAGUCGUAAGAAGCUCGUUCGUUGGAUGCACAAGCUCGGGCUGCAUCCGAACAAGCAUCAGACGGAUUCACUGUACCGCUGGAUCGAUCGUAAGCAAUAUCAUCACAAACAUCAUGGCGAGCAUCACAAGAAGCAACACCACGGUACGAAGGGCGGAGAUGAAAAGAGCGGGUCUGGUCAAGAAUACGGAGGUAAACCUGCUUGGGUGGAAGUCGGUGUAAGCGACAGUGAGAAGCUGGGAAAUCGUGGAGGAGGGAUGCACGGUGUUGGAAUCUUACCACCUGGUACGCCGAGGCUCGGGAGCACGAGGAGCUGGGGAGAUGAAUCGUCGAUGCCGCGCACGACGGUGAAAGAGGCACCUGCAGCUGCGGCGGUUGCCCCACUCCCUGAACCCGUAAACGCAAUCCCAGUCCGAACGACGUCUCCGUACGAUCAAUAUCCGACCGACAGCGCAUCGUCUUCGUCAUCCUCAGUCAAGGCCCCUCUCCCUGCAGGCGGAGUUCACCCUCCCGAUCACGAUAGAAACAAGUUCAGCCCUUUCACCAUUCUCCCCUCCACCGCACCUUCGUCGUCGUCAUCAUCAUCGUCAUCGUCAUCGUCACUGUCGCUGGGCAGCGGAACCAGUGGAUCGCUCAACCCCAGCUCCACUCCCCCGCCUCCCCUUCCCUCCACCGCCACUGCCGAUACCCCGCCCAGCAAAUUAAACGAUGGAGGAGACGCCCGGCUCGCCUCGCUCGCUACGUCCUCUAACAGCAGCGGCCAGCUCAUCGCCGGCGUUCCCAUCGCCAAAGACGACGGCGAUCUGAAAAAUCCUCAGCCUCGCAUUGGUACGAACUCAAGCCAGACGGCAAGUACAUCCGGCGCAAGGAGCGCCGCUACAGUGACGAAUGCGUUGGAGGCGGGCGGAUGGACUGCAAAUACGUUGGUGACUGCGGGAACGGUCGUUGUGAUUCUGCUGUUUGCCGUUUAG